AUGUUAUCUCAAGAAGAAAGGAAGCAGAUAAUUUUCAAGUUGUUUAUCGCAUUGAAGGAGUCCAACAUCUUUCCUGGAUAUACACCGGUGCAGAUUAAAGAAGCAGCUAUAAGAGCCGAGCAGAGGAUAUAUGAAGAAAGUAAUUCCGAAGAGGAAUACCUGAGAGGAAUGAAUGAAAGAUUCCAGAGAAUCGAGAGAGUCGUAAGCAAUAGAAGUAGAAAUGAUGGAAGAGGAAAAGCCACCCAAGAGCAAGUGGGGCCUUACACAUGUACUAAGGACCAAGAAUUCGGAAGCAUCUCUGGAGAACCUCUGGCUUCUGCAAAACAAAAUUAUUCCUAUGGAAAUCCUAAUUUUGAAAGAGGAGAAAGGAGAUUGUCUGAGCAGCUAUUUACAGAAAAUAAACAACUUUUUGGAAAGCAAGAUGGAUUUGUUCCACCUGAAAUCAUGAGGAUAAGUCGGAAGCAUGACCUCUAUGAAUCAGAUGGCAUUUCCAGAUUCAAUGACCGAGGUAUGGAAAGCAGUACUAGAGGAAGGUCCAACUCAUGUAACAUUCAAAAUUCUCAUCAUGAGUCUGAUCACAUUGUAAACGAAGAAAGCUUCUCUAAUAGUCCUGGAAACCCUAUGUUUUUUAGGAGGUCUCAGCCUGAGGUGGAUCCCUACGGCUUGAACAGCAGGAAAAACUUUCAGAACACUCCUGAUCAAAGGCCUUUUUUUAUGCAAAGGGAGGGGCAGCAUCAGGAAGUGCCAUCGCAACCUUUUGGAUAUGUAAAUCAGGGAUUUGGCACUAGAUUUGGCCAUUACGACUAUGGAAGGGAAGUUCCAAAGGAUGAAAACAUGUCGAAGCCUUCUAUUGAUAUGAAUUUCGAUGAAAUGCAGCAAGGUAAAUCUCCGGGAGUUGCUCCAUUCAAUGGGAGAGGCUUUGUCCCCCUUCAGAAUCCUCGGCAAUUUAAUCGUAAUUCUUCUUCAUCCUAUUCCAAUCCAAGAAGUAUGAAUAUGUUUCAGUUUUCAGGAAAACCAAUGUAUGGAAAUCAAAGGCCUUUUGCUUCCCCUAGUCAUUCAAUCCCCUCACACAAAUAUCCUUCUAGAAUGCCGGAUAUGCAAAGCUUUCCCAUGGCUUCGUCUUCCGAAAUCAUGGACAGCUUUCCUCAUUCAGACCCCCAGGACCGAUCUAUGAACAUGUUUCCAAUGGGCCCUCCUCAAACUAAAACUAGUGCCGGGUGGAUGGACAACUCUUUGGCAUUUAACAGGCACUAUCCAAAUACAGGGAAGGAAACAACAAAACCUUUGCCGAUCUUUUUUAACCAGCAGAUGCAUCAUCAACCCUAUUUUCAUGCUCCACGGAACCCUGAGCAAACAGGCCCAACAACAGAUGGAAAACAAGCUUUUUUGAGCACCCAAAACUUCAACCAGUGGAUAUUUGGGUCUGCGGAUGAAGAUCCGAGGAUUCCAUAUGAAGAGUUUCUACGAAGGCAUGAGAAUACAAAAAAAAACAUAGAGUAUUUUCCCAACACCAAGAAGGAGGAAAGGGGCUUUUCUGUAAACACUGGGGAAUACAGGGGCUACUCAAGUCCUGCUCCAUGGUUCCAGAGUGGAUUUAGAAACUUCUUCCCGGAAGGUGGCUUCCCGUAUUCUUCGGACGCAGCUUCUUCUCAAAGAAGAAUGGGUAACUCUCCAUGGUUCAAAGAUGGAAUUCUCCACGCUAGAGCUCCGGGACCUACUUUGGCAGAGAAUCAGCCAGAAAACUCCCGAGAAGCUUAUAAUGUAUAUGAAACAGAGAAAGACAUUAACUAUAACAGUAAAGAUUCCGAGAUUCAACAUCGGAUUGGCUCUAGAGAAGCGCCUCAGGAAGAAGGCCAUAUCUCGGCUCCUAUCCAAUACUCCGACUUCCCAAGCGAGGUGAAUUCUUUCUUUAAGGAGAACGAAAUGGAAAAGAUUUCCUUAGACUACCAAGAGCUGUUAGAUUUGAAAUCCAGAUUAAAGGAAGGUGCGGGAGUAUUGGAGAAGUCUCAAAAGAUAUAUAAUGCUUUCAAGGAAUCCUUUCCCAAUUCCGAGCUUCUCCAGAAGUAUGAAGUAAUUAAGAAUCUGUUUGAAAAGCAAGAAGAAUAUCUCAAAUAUGGAGCCUACUUUCUGAAGGCGCGUAGUGCGGACAACUUCAUAGACCAGAUAAAAUCCUUAACUGUUGAUAUGAGCCAUGAUUUGAAAUCAAUUACGAUGAAAACAGGAGAUAUAAAUUAUGGAGAAUGUCUUAUGAAUGCUGUAAAGGCGUUUUCCGAAAGAAAAAAGAAAGAAGAAGCCUUUGGCUUGAACGUGGUAAAUGAGGAUGCAUACGAAUGA
Messenger RNA from Encephalitozoon intestinalis ATCC 50506, 2334 nucleotides. RefSeq lists its product as uncharacterized. The transcript has a single exon. The record is from RefSeq and is a predicted model, not a curated record. Gene Ontology annotation, biological process: regulation of DNA-templated transcription. Gene Ontology annotation, molecular function: transcription coregulator activity. Lineage: Eukaryota; Fungi; Microsporidia; Unikaryonidae. Bases 1 to 2334 code for a protein of 777 amino acids.